AAAAAUAGCUACGCUGGGCCUGUGGAGUAUAAUAUUUGGAGGUGUUAUUCAACGCGAUGUCUGGACGUGGUGGAAAGACUGGCGGCAAAGCCCGUGCAAAGGCUAAGACUCGUUCAUCACGAGCUGGACUGCAGUUCCCGGUGGGUCGUGUCCAUAGACUGCUCAGAAAGGGCAAUUACGCUGAACGGGUCGGGGCUGGAGCACCUGUCUAUUUGGCAGCCGUACUUGAAUAUCUAACUGCAGAAAUUCUAGAGUUGGCUGGUAAUGCAGCUCGAGAUAAUAAGAAAAAUCGCAUUAUUCCUAGGCAUCUGCAAUUGGCUGUGCGAAAUGACGAAGAGCUGAAUAAAUUUUUGUUUUUGGGGGAGGGAGAAACUCAGAGCUUCAAGUCUGACACUGCCAGAUUGGGCUGUUUUGAAGCCCAAGUCAGAUCAUGCAGAUUAAGGAGGUUUUAA
Messenger RNA from Protopterus annectens (West African lungfish), 452 nucleotides. RefSeq names its product histone H2A-beta, sperm-like. The coding region runs from base 57 to 452 and encodes 131 amino acids. The record is from RefSeq and is a predicted model, not a curated record. Gene Ontology annotation, cellular component: nucleosome. The transcript has 2 exons. NCBI's taxonomy places the organism in Eukaryota, Metazoa, Chordata, Ceratodontiformes, Protopteridae. Gene Ontology annotation, molecular function: protein heterodimerization activity; structural constituent of chromatin; DNA binding.